GAGGUCUAAAAGGGAAAAGGGUGUAUCGUCGUCGUAAUUAGUCUCUUGUGGUGGCCGAGCGUCACGGAACAGAACAAUCGAGAAGAGUCGGCCGCCGAUUUCCUGAGCUUUAACCGGAAUCCAUGGCUAUGCAAGCCGGUGUUCAGACCUCUAAGGUCCUCAUCCUACUCGGCGCAGGUGUCUCUGGUUCGAUCGUAUUGAGACAUGGGAGGUUGUCUGAGCUAAUAGCGCAGCUUCAAGAGUUACUCCAGGGGGCCGAAGGAGUUGAAAGCACACCAUACAAGUAUGACACUGCACUCCUAGCUGCUCAGAUUCGACAGCUUGCAAAUGAAAUCAAAGAACUAAGUAUGAUUAAUCCUGUUACCAUAUUUAAUGGAGAUUCAAACUCCAAUGGCUAUGCGUCUUACCUUGUUCCCGCAGCCGCCGUUGGAGCUAUGGGAUACUGUUACAUGUGGUGGAAGGGUUGGUCAUUUUCCGAUGCAAUGUUUGUGACAAAGAAAAACAUGGCGAAUGCAGUUGCAUCUGUUUCAAAGCAACUAAACGACUUGUCUGAAACAUUAGCGUCAACAAAGAAACAUCUUAGUAAGGAGCUAGCGAAGUUGGAUUGGAAGGUGGAAGAGCAGACCGAGAUGUCUAAAAUGAUCUUAAGUGAUGUAACCGACAUGAGAUCAAGCAUUUCGCAAAUUGGGUUUGACUUUCAGCAAAUUAAUGAUAUGAUAUCUGGAUUAGAAGGGAAGAUUGAAAGUAUUGAAAGCAAACAAGAUGUGACCCUCUCGGGUCUUUGGCAUCUAUGUCAAGUUGCAGGCGUUAAAGACAGCACAAGCACCAAAGUCUUUCAGGAUGUUGGUGCGAGAUUACCACUUGAUACAAAACCAUCAGCUGACAAUGCUCUCUCGGGUCUGCGGUUUCUGACGGAAGGCGAGGAGAGUGUAAACGUAAUACACAAGCCGGUUUUGGCGAAAGAAAGCCCGUUGAUGGUGAAACCGGUGGAGGAAAAAACAAAAGUUGCCGCUGGUGCAGGAACCAGAGUUCAUCGAGCCUAUCCGGGUGGAAUAUCUUGGGUACGGGACGUUACAAGACUCUCGUAAUAUAUAUACUUGAUUAUUUUGUAAAGAAUUUGCCUUCAUUCGUCCCAACUCCUGAUACUGGGGACUGAAAUUAUUAUUUUUCUCGUAAAAAAAAGAGAAAAUUUCCAAAGAGAAGUAAGUAAACACAUGUUAUUGCAUUCAUCUGCAAAUUUUUUUUUGUCCUUAUCAUAGUCUCCUCUGGAUGUUUGUAAAAGAAAGAGUGUAAAAAACGCUUUCACGUAUGUUGAAUGAAAAUAAAAUGAUGCGUGGAUU
Messenger RNA from Eutrema salsugineum, 1340 nucleotides. RefSeq lists its product as uncharacterized. The transcript has 11 exons. Bases 123 to 1088 code for a protein of 321 amino acids. The record is from RefSeq and is a predicted model, not a curated record. NCBI's taxonomy places the organism in Eukaryota, Viridiplantae, Streptophyta, Magnoliopsida, Brassicales, Brassicaceae.